UUAAACCAAAUGAUCGAGAUUUCUACAAUCAGCCAGAAUUCAUGAAAACAAAAUACUUCUGCUUGAAGAGAAGCAAAUAUGCGACAAAUGAAAUCCAGACGUCCAAGUACAACGUCAUCACCUUCCUGCCACUCAACUUGUUUGAACAGUUCAGGAGAAUCGCCAACGCGUAUUUCCUGCUUCUACUGAUUAUACAGCUGAUUCCUCAAAUAUCCACAGUCUCGUGGUACACGACCUUAAUCCCUCUCGUGAUCGUUCUUGGAAUCACAGCAAUCAAAGAUCUUGCAGAUGACAUUUCUCGUCACAAGAUGGACAAUGAGAUAAAUAACCGAUCGAGUGAUGUUAUAAAAGAGGGAAGCUUUCAAAAGACCAAAUGGAAGGAUAUUCAUGUGGGAGACAUUGUACGAAUUAAAAAAGAUGAGUUUAUUCCGGCGGACAUGCUGCUCCUCUCCAGUUCUGAACCUAACAGUUUGUGCUACGUAGAAACAGCAGAGCUCGAUGGUGAAACAAACUUGAAGUUUAAGAUGUCCCUUGAAGUAACAGAUACAUUUCUCCAAGAAGAGCAUGAACUUUCAAAAUUUGAAGGGAUGGUUGAAUGUGAGGAACCAAAUAACCGCUUGGAUAAGUUUGUGGGCACAUUAAUCUGGAGAGGAUCAAGUUGUGGAAUUGAUAAUGAUAACAUUUUACUUAGAGGCUGCAAAAUCCGCAACACACUCUACUGCCAUGGCCUAGUCAUAUUUGCAGGUCCGGACAGUAAAAUUAUGAGAAACAGUGGAAGAUCGACUCUGAAAAGAACGAAAAUCGAUCAUCUCAUGAAUGGAAUGGUGUACAUGAUAUUUCUCCUACUGAUCCUGAGCGCUGCUGGUUUAGCCAUCGGUGAGACAUUUUGGGAGAGUAAUGUAAACAGUGGAAACACAUCUUGGUAUCUGAAUGAUGGGAAUGACUACUCGCCAAACUACCGGGGAUUUCUGGGCUUCUGGGGAUAUAUAAUUGUUCUGAACACAAUGGUACCAAUAUCCCUCUACGUAAG
Molecule: messenger RNA, 1030 nt
Organism: Bufo gargarizans (Asiatic toad)
Lineage: Eukaryota; Metazoa; Chordata; Amphibia; Anura; Bufonidae
Product: phospholipid-transporting ATPase IC-like
Exons: 10
Biological process (GO): phospholipid translocation; Golgi organization
Cellular component (GO): plasma membrane
Molecular function (GO): ATPase-coupled intramembrane lipid carrier activity
Source: RefSeq, a predicted model, not a curated record